This is a messenger RNA of Astyanax mexicanus (Mexican tetra), 709 nucleotides long. RefSeq names its product BLOC-1 related complex subunit 7 (gene borcs7). Gene Ontology annotation, cellular component: BORC complex. The coding region runs from base 45 to 356 and encodes 103 amino acids. The record is from RefSeq and is a predicted model, not a curated record. The transcript is spliced from 5 exons. NCBI's taxonomy places the organism in Eukaryota, Metazoa, Chordata, Actinopteri, Characiformes, Acestrorhamphidae.
UGUUUGGCCCUCAGGGUGAUCCGUAGCGGAGCUAUUCUUCAGCUAUGGCUUCUUCAGAAGCGCAGCCCCGCUUCGGUCAGUCAGUUAAAGGCCUGCUGUCGGAGAAGGUGGGCUCCUGCAGCGGGGACGUGAUCGCUCUGACCCGGCAGGUGUUAAAGGGAUCUCGCAGCCAAGAGCUGCUGGGGCAGGCGGCUAGAAACAUGGUCAUUCAAGAGGAUGCCAUCCUGCACUCUGAAGAUAGUCUGAGGAAAAUGUCCAUAAUCACCACUCAUUUACAGUAUCAGCAAGAAGCCAUCCAAAAGAAUGUGGAACAUUCCAAAAACCUUCAGGAACAACUAAGACAUUUACUCAAAUAAUGCUCAGCCAUUUCUAUGGAUCUUGGUUUGUUUCUUUUUUUCAGUGAAGAUCACAUCAUCAGGCGUGCAUGUCUCAUUUAUUUGCAUUGUUUUACUUCUCAAACAGGCAUUCGGCUUUGCAUAUCAUGAGGCCUCACUGUACGAGAUCACUUUAGGUUUCUUUGUUUGUUUGUUUUAUUUUACACUAACAAUUAGAUUUUAUUGGAGCAUGCUGCUUUAUGAAAAACUGGACAGUGUAAGAUAACACUGCUUUAACAUUUAAAUGUCUAUGUAAAUAACAAUUGAAAUGUAUGUACAUGUUAAUUUAUGUUCCUUUUCUACUUAAAACGAAUAAAUGAAUGAAUUUUUAUACA